Molecule: messenger RNA, 1320 nt
Organism: Orbicella faveolata
Lineage: Eukaryota; Metazoa; Cnidaria; Anthozoa; Scleractinia; Merulinidae
Product: DAZ-associated protein 2-like
Source: RefSeq, a predicted model, not a curated record
AGGCCUUUGGUUCGACUAAGGUUUGACUACAGGUUUGAGAGGUUUUGAUUGUUUCAUCGUUGCCAAUCUGCAAAGUUAAAAAGCACAAUGUCCAAGGCUCCACCAGGUUCCUACCCAAAGCAAGUGGGGCAAUACCCAACACAGCAGCCAUCACCAGCUUAUCCAACUCAGCCACAGCAGAUGCAAUACCAGCCACCAGGACAGUAUGGUGCUCCAGGACAACUGUAUGGGGUCCCUCCUCCACCGUACAGUGAGGCACCACCACAAGCUGCACCCAGUGGCAUGUACAAUCCACAACAAGUUCCAAACAUGCAGCAUUACCCCGGUAUGGCUCCUGGAGGACACUACCCCAGACAACAGUACCCUGUGGGCCAGUAUCCUGCACAGGGUCCCCCACAACCACUAGUCCAUGGUUCAUUUGAUCCUGGUGCCAGAUUUGGAGCUGGAGCAACAAUUAACGUUCCGCCCCCUCCCCCAGGAUACGCUCCCAAUGCAGCUCAAGUAAUGGCAUCUCAGGGUCAACCUGCUAAUUUACAGCAGAGGCAAGCUGGUUGGUUCAGUGGUGGUAGUGGUGGGGGAUAUACCUUCUGGUAAAGCUCUCCAAGGAUUUCUCUUGUAAUUAGCUCUAAGUAUUUAGAAUUUAAUGAAUCAGGUCAAUGUAGCUGCUACAAAACUCUAUGUGGCAUGAUUUAAAAAUUGUAUUGUUUUCUGGAGAAUUUGUUUCCUACAAAGAAGUUACUUUCCAUGUCACUGUGUUGUUGUUGUUGUUUUUUUUUUUGAAAUAAUCAACAUUCUGCAGUAACUCGCAGGGCUUGUGGUUAGCACAGUCGACAGCCUAGCUUCUGUUACAUUACUGAUGUUCAGGUGUCCAGUUUCUCCAGGGAGAUUGUGACUGGCCUGGUUUUAAGUACUCUCUGAAUUACCCAGUACUCUGAAUUACUCACAAUCAUCGACGUGUUGUACACUGUCCGUUCUUGUGUUCAGCAAAUCAGGCACAAGAAAAGAAUACUAAUAGUGUACACAAUAAUACUUUUGAAAUGUGGUAAGUUUCAUAAAUGUGAAGAGGCCUGUGUGCAAUUAGUCAAAGCAAGGAAAUCAGCAGAGAAAGAGUAGGAUCUAGAGGAUCUGUAGGAUCUAUAACUUAUAAAUUUACCACUGUAAAUAAUUGAUGUCCUGUUUGUCUUAUUAUGUCUGUGUCUUUCUGUUUAUCAUCCAAUGAAUAAAGCAGCUGUUAAGGUCAUAAGUUGCUUUGUAUAAAUCAUGCAAGUCAACUUUUCUUGUUUCAAUGUAGUGAAAAAACAAAGACUGGUGUGACAGUGA